AAUGUAUUUUAUCCCAAAUUGCCAUCCAUGAAAAGUAGAAGCGACGAGCAUAAACAUUCUUUAACUAACGGUCCUCUGUCAAAGCGAAAAGGCGAUUGUUGUUAUUUGAUCGGGAACAAGUGAGGUGAGCCCCCGAGGUCCUGGGACGGUCGCUGUGGACACCCAAGAUGGCGGCGCUCUGGCUCGCCGGCUCUGCUAAGAACCACAGUUCUGGGAUUCUUGCAACGAUAGCUCUGGUAUGUGUUUCCUUCUUGGUUGUGAAUGGCCGACUCGAAGGCAGUGACAACAACGCUGACUACCAAGUGGCCAUCUACACCAUUGUUACUGGAAGCAAGUGAAUUUUUGGCUGAAGAAAGCAAAGCUAAAUUCUGGGAUUUUGUGGAUGCCACUCAAGAAAUCCAUCCAGAGGAUCAUGAAGGAACCGAUACUUUAUACUACAACCACGUAUUACAGAAAGCUGGUGAGGUUUUGACCCCUGUACAGGUCAACCUUCUGAAGUUUGCCUUAUCCCUACGGGCUUAUUCGGCCACUGUUCAAAUGUUUCAGCAGAUUGCAGCAGAGGAGCCCCCUCCAGAAAACUGUUCUGCUUUUAUAAAUGUGCACGGGGAGAAAACCUGCAGUCCUGACAGAUUGGAGGUAGUUCUUCAGAAUGCCCUGGAGAGACCUAGUCCUUAUUUGUUUAAAGGGGAUCAUAUUAAGGCACCUUUAAGAAGUGAACUUCCAUUUGUGAUUCUCUAUGGUGAGAUUGGUACCGAAGAAUUUUCCAGGUUCCACAAGCUUCUCUGCUCCAAAUCAGAUGGGGGAAGUGUCAACUACAUACUCCGGCAUUAUGUUGCUUAUCCAAGCAAGGAGAAGGUAUUCCUUUCUGGUUACGGCGUUGAGCUUGCCAUUAAAAGCACCGAAUACAAGGCCAAGGAUGACACACAAGUGACAGGUUCUGAACUGAACACCACUGUGAUAAAUGAAAAUGAUCCUGUUGAUGAAGUUCAAGGAUUUCUUUUUGGCAAGCUGAAACAGCUCUACCCUGAGAUCAAAGAACAGCUUAAGGAACUGAGGAAGCACUUGGUUGAAAGCACAAAUGAGAUGGCUCCUCUUAAAGUCUGGCAACUCCAAGACCUAAGCUUUCAAACUGCUGCUCGAAUCUUGGCAGCACCAACAGACGAUGCAUUGAUGGUUAUGCGUGAUUUGAGCCAGAACUUUCCAACCAAGGCCAGAUCUAUAACCAGAACUGUUGUGAACUCUGAUAUGAGGAAAGAAGUAGAAGAAAAUCAACGGUUUUUCAAAGAAACUCUGGGCCUGCAUCCAGGUGACUCUGCACUUUUCAUCAAUGGCCUUAGUAUUGAUCUUGAUGUGCAAGAUGUCUUCAGUGUUCUGGACCUGCUGCGCAAUGAGGCUCGGCUUAUGGAAGGCCUGCACGAUCUGGGGAUUCAGGGGAAUGAGCUACAUGAAUUACUGAAGCUGAACGUGCAUCCAGCAGAUUCUGACUAUGGUGUGGAUAUUCGAAAUCCAGCCGUCUAUUGGAUUAACAAUCUGGAAAUGGAUAGCAAAUACAGGACAUGGCCUUCCAGUGUUCAGGAGCUAUUGAGACCUACAUUUCCUGGAGUUAUCCGACAGAUUCGGAAAAACUUCCACAACUUGGUGCUCAUUAUUGACCCGAUGGAUGAGAGCACUCCAGAAUUGCUGACAACAGCUGAAAUGUUUUAUAUCAAUGACAUCCCUCUCAGGAUUGGCUUGGUCUUUGUGGUUGAUGACUCAGAUGAGGCUGAUGGCCUAAAAGAUCCUGGUGUCGCACUUCUCAGGGCUUUUAACUUUGUAGCAGAUGAAUUGGACAACAUGAAUGCCUUUCAGACAAUCAUUUCGAUUUACAACAAGGUGAUGCCUGGUGAGAAAUUGACAAUUGAGCAUAUCAUCAGUACCUUGGAAAAGGACUUUUCCAAUGUGGAAGUUACCAGUAUUCUGGGAUCAGAUUCAGCAUAUGACAGGAACAGGAAGGAAGGGAAAGAUUAUUUUAAACAAACAGGCCUUGGCCCUCUGCCCAUUGGCCUCUACAAUGGCAUGCCUUACCUGAGGGAUCAACUGGAUCCUGAUGAGCUAGAAACAGUGAUGAUGCACAAGAUCUUGGAUAACACUGCCUACUUUCAGAAAGUUGUUUACUUAGGCGAACUGAACAAUGACCAGGAUGUUGUUGAUUUCAUAAUGAAUCAGCCGACCAUUGUUCCAAGGAUCAAUCCCAGGAUUCUCAGCUCUGAGAGAGAGUACUUGUCUCUGUCUGCCAAUGCUGAUGAUGGUGUAGAUGAUUAUUCCCGUUUUGCGCUCCUGAAAUCUGAGGAAAAAUCUGCAGCUGUGGCCAACAGUAUAUCCUAUUUGUCUAAAAGAGGGAUUUCUUCGCGAGAGAUCUAUGAUGAUAAGUACAUUCGUCCACUUACAUUUUGGAUCAUCGGAGAUUUUGAUGACUCUUCAGGGCGGCAGUUACUGUAUGAAUCCCUUAAGCAUCUGAAAUCCAGCAACAACUUGAGACUUGGUUUGAUAAACAAUCCAACCAAUGAACCCACCAAAGAGAACACUGUUAUUGCUAGAGCCAUCUGGACUGCGCUUAACACACAGAAUGUGAACAAUGCUAAGAACUUCAUCACUAAACUAACAAAAGAAGAGACUGCAAAAGCUUUGGCAGAGGGGGCAGACAUCAUGGAAUUUGCUGUAGGAGGUAUGGAAAAUGCAGCUUUCAAAAAGAUGUUUGAGAGUGUCAGUCUGGAUUUCAUUUUGUCACAUAGUUCUUUCUGCAAGGAUGUAGUGAAAGUGAACGGAGGGCAGAGGGCCAUCAUCAGUAAUGGACGAAUUGUUGGCCCUCUGGAAGAAAAUGAAAUCUUCAAUCAGAAUGACUUCCACCUGCUGGAGAGUAUUGCUAUUGAGGCAGCAGAGAAGAUCAAAACGAAGGUCCAGAUGCUAUCCAUUGAGGAAGAUCUUGCUAGUGAUCUAAUAAUGAAAGUGGACUCACUGUUGUCAUCCAAGUCCAAAGGAGAAGCAAGGGUUGACCUCCAAUUCUUUGAAGAACGACUGAGUGCUAUUAAAUUACGGCCAAAAGAAGAUCAGGUUUACUUUGAAGUAAUGGCCAUAACUGACCCUGUGACAAGAGAUGCUCAGCGGCUUUCCCCGUUCCUAUUGGUUUUAAAUCAAUUGAUCAACAUGAACCUUCGAGUGUUUAUGAACUGUCAAGCAAAACUUUCUGAAAUGCCUCUGAAAAGCAUUUACCGGUAUGUUCUGGAACCCGAGACCACAUUCAAAGCAGACGGCAGUUUUGCUCCUGGUCCAGUUGCCAAAUUCUUAGACAUGCCUCAAUCUCCUCUCUUCACGCUUAUCAUAAACACCCCUGAAAGCUGGAUGGUGGAGUCUGUACAUACCUCAUAUGAUCUCGACAAUAUUUAUUUGGAAGAGGUUGAUGGAGGAAUAGCAGCAGAGUAUGAAUUGGAGUAUCUUUUGUUGGAAGGACAUUGUUAUGAUGUUUCAACAGGACAACCACCCAGAGGUCUCCAGUUCACUCUGGGUACAAGUGCAAACCCUGUAAUCGUAGACACAAUUGUAAUGGCAAACUUGGGCUACUUCCAGUUAAAAGCCAACCCUGGUGCCUGGAUUCUCAGACUAAGGAAGGGAAGAUCAGAAGAUAUUUAUAAAAUUUACAGUCAUGAUGGAGCAGACUCUCCUCCUGGUACUGAUGAAGUAACUGUUGUUCUUGACAGCUUCAAAAGCAAAAUUAUUAAAGUGAAGGUCCAAAAGAAACCCGAGAAAAUGAACGAAGAACUCCUCAGUGAUGGAAAUGCCGAAAAUGAAGGUUUCUGGGAAUCCAUUAAAAGAGGAUUCACAGGAGGUCCAAAAUCUGAAGAAUUAAAAUUGGACAAGGAAGAUGUCAUUAAUAUCUUCUCAGUUGCAUCAGGUCAUCUGUACGAGAGGUUUCUAAGAAUAAUGAUGCUGUCUGUCCUGAAGCACACUGAAACACCAGUGAAGUUCUGGUUCCUUAAGAAUUACCUCUCGCCCACAUUCAAGGAAUUUAUUCCACACAUGGCAAAGAAGUAUGGUUUCCAGUAUGAACUGGUGCAGUACAAGUGGCCCAGGUGGCUUCACCAACAGACUGAGAAGCAAAGAAUCAUCUGGGGUUACAAGAUCCUCUUCCUGGAUGUGCUUUUCCCACUGGCUGUUGACAAGAUCUUAUUCGUGGAUGCUGAUCAAAUAGUACGUGCUGACUUAAAGGAGCUACGUGAGUUGGACCUUGAAGGAGCUCCCUACGGUUACACUCCUUUCUGUGAUAGUCGUAAGGAAAUGGAUGGAUAUCGGUUCUGGAGAUCAGGUUAUUGGGCGAAUCAUCUGCAGGGAAGAAAGUACCACAUAAGUGCCUUAUAUGUAGUGGACUUAAAGAAAUUCAGAAAGAUUGCUGCUGGUGAUCGACUCAGAGGACAGUAUCAGGGUCUCAGUCAGGACCCCAACAGCUUGUCCAAUCUUGACCAGGAUCUGCCUAACAACAUGAUCCAUCAAGUGCCUAUUAAAUCCCUUCCACAACACUGGCUGUGGUGUGAGACAUGGUGUGAUGAAGCAUCUAAGAAAAAAGCUAAAACUAUUGAUUUGUGCAAUAACCCAAUGACUAAAGAGCCCAAAUUGGAAGCAGCUAUGCGAAUUGUUCCUGAAUGGCAGGACUACGAUCAAGAGCUUAAACAGUUCCAGAAGUUGUUGCAAGAGGAGAAAUUGAAUGGACUGACUCAUGCCAGUACAGAAGGUCAUGUCCCACAUACUGAGUUUUAAGAUGUGAACGUGAGACCGGUUUAACUCUGUUCAAGGAGUUGUUCUUUUUUUUCCUACAUGAAAUCUUCUCAAAUGUGGCAAAGAUCCAAGACUGGAAUGAGAAUGUACUGUUAGUUUUGUUUUUUUUAAGUAUAAGGUAUAUUGUAAUUGGGGUUCAGUUCUGUGGACAGGUAAAGCAAUGGGGAUGCAAGUGUCAUUGGAAAAUGUAUAGGUAUUCACCUCAGGGACAAAGAAAAUCAUGCAAAAUUUGACUGUUUCCACAUGUUUGUCAAUGGGGUAUAGGAAAGCCAAGAAUCACAGGGAUGAUCUAAAUUCCCAAUAACAAAAUCUCAAAAUCUUUUGAGGUAUUGAUUUUCAGAUUCCUGAAUUCAAGUUAUCUUAGUUAGUCAGUGCAAUGUUGAUGAGGCCUGAAACUCAUGUUACACACACACACACACACACACACACACACACACACACACACACACUCUCUCUCUCUCUCUCUCUCUCUCUCUCUCACUCACACACAAAUACAACUGCUUACAUUGUUUCGCUUACCUGCCCUAUGUGUUGUUUUGUCACAUACAUAUAAUCUGUCACUCUCUAUUUACUGACCACCAGAGUAAGAUGAAUUUUUGUUUGAAGUUAAUAUUUUCCAUCCUGUCAGCUAUAUUUUCAGCAUGAUACUCAAAUGCUUCAGUUGUGAUGUUAUACAUGUCAGUGUUUGGGUAUUCCAGGCAACAUAAUGCAAUUAGGAUGUUUGGCUGAGGAAUCAGUAUUUUACAUUGUUUAGUCUUUCUUACUCUAGAAAAUAGUUUUGCUUUGGAAGGUGUUAAAUGAAACUCACAUGGUGUCUAAUGUAUACAUUUUACAAUAUCUGUACACCAGAGCUUAUUGGUAAUGUAGUAUUCGUUGUUUGCCCCCUCACAAUCGAGAAUAUUUUGCAGACCCAAAAGUUGUUCUACUGUCAGGCAUACAUUGGAAGCCUUCAACUAGUGCAAUUCCAGCCUAAGUUUUGCAGUGCAAGCUCUCAAUAUGUACAAAUUUACUGUUGUAUUUUUUCAGUAUAAUCAACAGCCAAAUUAUUGUCUCCAUAAAUAACUUGAAGUGCAUUUCAUGGCACAAGUCACAGCUCCUAUGAUGCAUACACAUUCUAUUCUGUGCUUUCUAGAUUUUCUUUUGUUCACCUCACUUAAUUGCAGUAUAACUAGGGGGAGAGAAUUCUUUAUUUAUGCUUGGAGAGAAUUGCAAGAAAGCAACUGUUUGUAUCAUUACUGUUAUAGACUGAUAUAUCCAAAGGUAGAAUAUUGCUGGUUUGGCAGCACACUUUAUGGAAGGAAAUUCUUCUCAUGUUUCACUGUAGAGAAUAUCACCUGAAGCUAGUGAACAAAUCUGAGCCAGUGAGUUUUACUCUUUUUCCAUUGCUUUGGCCAAAGUAUGAAAUUUGCUUUCAUUGAACACCAUUUCAGUAAUAGAACAUGAACUAUUCACCAUGACCUCGAGGUAUGACAUUGUUUCAGAUGCAUUUCCAUAAUUAUGUGCUUCAGUGAAGCAUGGAUAUUUCUGAUGCAAAAGCAUACAGAAGCUGAAUUGUAAACUUUCAGUACCUGCCCUGAUGGAAGUCAUUAAGUGAAGCAUUCCUUAAUUACAUAAUGUGGUGUUGACUGUCACUUAUAUUAAUCAUUCUUUUUGUUUUAAUAUUAAUUGCACUCUGCUUUGCCUGUUGGGAUUGUUUUCCUACACUGAAAAGGGAAGAGACUUUGCAGCUCGGAGGUUGAAUACAAGAGCCUGAAACUUUGAGAAGAUAGCACAUUAAUGGACAACUAUGUAUCAAAAAUUAGCCUGCAUUAGCUUCUGAAUGAUGUGCUGACAGGGUCUAUAUACAGACAAAUGAAAACUGGGGGAAAAGACUGGUAUCACCAGAAGGAUGGUACUUUCCUUUAAUUGCUGGGAGCAAAGUGUGGUUCUUAUUCAAAGCUGAAUUUCUAUGUUGCUCAAAUGAAAUGACUGAGAGAUCUUAAUAGGUGCAGGUCGGAAUAUAAAGCUAGCCUUUGUUUGUACUGAAGGAAGCUAGUGUUGAAGUAGUAGUGUUACACAUUUUAGCAGUAACCAUGUGUCCACAGGGACUGGUUGUCUUACUUAGCUUAUUAAAAAUGAAGAUACUUCAAAUCGCAUUCAGUAUGAAGUGUGUAACGUCCGGAUGACUGAAAUGCUUAUGGGUGGCCUGAAACAUACCAAAAAUUGACCUGGUGGCUCUAAUGUUGUUUUGGUCCCACUGUUGUUUUGGAAGGAUCUGUCUAGUCACAGCCAGUGCUAUCAAGUAGAGUUUUCUAAGUUUAAGAAUGUUCCAUUCAUUAAUAAAUAGUAAUGUUUAAAAGCUGCAUGUUUUUUUGCUGUUGCCCUUUCAGGAUUCUACAGCUGAAAUGUGAACUUUGGUAUAUUUAUUAUUCUGAAAUUUUGUUUUGGAAAAGCCUUUUCAAUGUUUUGUACGAUUGCAAGACUGUUAUCUGUAAUGUGUAAAAAUACAAAUCAAACUCUUUCUCUUCUACGUCAUCAACAUUGGAUUUUGUUCCUUAAAUUUGAUCAGUCGGAGGUGGAGGUAUAAAAACUCUCAGUAGAGUACAAAAUCCCACCCUUAGUCUGAAAUAUCUAAAACAGUUCCUAUGUUUGGACCAAAUAUAUGGAAGACUGUAGCAUAUGUCCUUUCCACUCUGCAGACCAACUGCUGACCUUUAAAUAUAUCUCUCUCAACUUUUCCACCAUCAGUGAGAAGUCUGCUUAAGUACAAAGUGGCUUAAGUAUCAUCUGAAGGAGAUUUACACUGAUUAUCCCUUUUACUGCCUAGAUCAUGUGAUUUUUUUUUUCUGAUAAAUUUUACUUAUUUUGCACCUAGAUUAGCUCAUAACUUUGCCUUGUUUUGUCUUAAAACAAGAAAAGACUUCGGAUCUCCAGACACGUUGAAAAAACACACAACUUAUUCAGUUUUGUUGGUAGUAUUUUAGGUCUAUGUUUUUAUUUUUAGUUACUGGCUGAGAGUCCUUUGAGCUUGUCUCUUGAGUUGUGAUAGCAACACUGAUGUAGAGCUCUCAAAGGACCUGAAAUAAUGAAAUGAUACACCAAUUUCUACAUUUGUUUUAAACCAUGAAAUCAUUUGGUUAAUUCAGGGUUGUAGAGUAAAAGAAAUUGCAAUUGUGAUUUUUAAAACAACUUGUGAAAUAGAGUAUUAUUUAUUAUUCAUCACCACAUUUUUUAAGUGAUGUUUAUUGGAAAAGGUUCAAAAGGCAUCAUAUACUAAUAAGGAUGAAAGAAGACAUUGAAACUCCACUAUAUAGGAACAACAUGGGUAAAGAAAUUGUAUAAUAUGCAAUGUAGCAUAUUUUAUUUGAGAUGUACCCAAAUUAUAAUUCUGUUAUCAUGGACAGCAGAACAAGAGGGCAAAAGUUGAAUUUCGUAAAAAGAAUUUAACGUAAUCUGCUGGGUGUGCGGAAAUAUUAGGGUGAUAAACACUUGAAAUCAAAAGUUUUUAGAGAAAUCAAAAUCUAGUUCAAUCUGAGACUUGGUGUGUGAAAUAUUCAAGGUCUGAAUUGUCCUGUACUUGAAAUAUUACCCGUCAACAAGAUUUCAGUAAGUUGGAAUGAGUACCACACUUACCAGAAACCAUAGAGAAGCUUAAAAAACAAAAUCAGUGUCAGAAGAGAAAGUGUAUCAAGUGUUACAGCAUCCUCCUGGGCAGCCAGCAUUAAUUGAUUCACGGAAUCUAUUGUAACUCUGUAACUUUUUUUUCUGCUUAUAAAGGGAUUUUCUUAUGUUUUUCCA
Molecule: messenger RNA, 8583 nt
Organism: Pristis pectinata (smalltooth sawfish)
Lineage: Eukaryota; Metazoa; Chordata; Chondrichthyes; Rhinopristiformes; Pristidae
Gene: uggt1
Product: UDP-glucose glycoprotein glucosyltransferase 1
Exons: 41
Coding region: 262-4788 (1508 amino acids)
Cellular component (GO): endoplasmic reticulum
Molecular function (GO): UDP-glucose:glycoprotein glucosyltransferase activity
Source: RefSeq, a predicted model, not a curated record